CACACAGACACACAGAGACACACACAGAGACACACACAGAGACACACACACACACGCGCGUGCAGUGAUGUUAUGCGCAUUUAUUUUUUAAAGGGUUAGAUUGUUGCAGGACGACUCCGGGUUCUUGUCGACGCCGUGAGCUACAGUCGUACUAUUGUCGUGAGGCUGAUAGCAGCAUUGUAGUGGCGUCGUGCGGAUACACGCGGGUAGCAACGCGCCGCUUUAACACAACUCCUGCCCGCUGCCUGCGAGCGCUGAAGUUUGCUUCUAAAAGUUGAGCCGCGAAGUUGCGCUGAACACUAAGACCGCCGCGACCACCACCACCACCAGCACGACCACCAGCACGACCACCACCACCACCAGGACCAUCACCACCACCAGGACCAUCACCACCACCAAGACCAUCACCACCAGGACCAUCACCACCGCCAGCAGCAGCAAACAGGUCGAAGAGGAACUGUUGGCAUUCGAAACCGCGCCAGGAUGUCCAAAGCGGCGGACCACGUGAAGCGGCCCAUGAACGCCUUCAUGGUGUGGUCGCGAGGCCAGCGGAGGAAGAUGGCCCAGGAGAACCCCAAGAUGCACAACUCUGAGAUCUCCAAGCGUCUCGGCGCCGAGUGGAAGCUCCUCACCGAGGCCGAGAAGAGGCCCUUCAUCGACGAGGCCAAGCGGCUGCGCGCCCUGCACAUGAAGGAGCACCCCGACUACAAGUACCGGCCGCGCCGCAAGCCCAAGUCCCUGCUCAAGAAGGACCGCUACGCCUUCCCCCUGCCCUACCUGAGCGAGGCGGAGCACCUGAAGGCUGCCGCCUCGCUCCACGGAGCCCAGCCGGGCUCGGCAGCAGCCGCGGCCGCCGCCGCCGCGGCCGCUACGGCGGAGUCGCUCCUCGCCGCGUCGGAGAAGGCUCGCUCCUUCCUGCAGGGCGGUCCGCACGCAGGCCACUACUCGCUGCUGCAGGACCACCACCACCACCACAACCACCACCACCUCUCCAAGAUGAACGAGGUCACCUCGUCGCUGGGUGCGGCGGCCGCGGCUGCGGCGGCUGCCGCGUUCCCGUACGCGGGGCUCAACGGCUACGGCACCGGCGCCUUCAGCCCGCAGCACACGCACACUCACGCCUCGCCCGGGAACCCCGGCUACAUGAUCCCCUGCUCGUGCCCGGCGUGGCCGCCCAGCUCGGGCCUGCAGCCGCCGCUGGCGUACAUCCUCCUGCCCGGCAUGGCCAAGGCUGGACUGGAGCCCUACGCGAAUCAUCACGGUGCCGCGCUCUGAGUCGUCCGUCCGGCCGAACGCCUUAGCGGGCGGAAUGUUUGUGAGGAAGUGAGCAGGCUGCAUGGUCGGAUGAUGAUGAUGAUGAUCGUGAUGAUGAUCGUGAUGAUGAUGGUGAUGAUGAUGGUGGUGGUAGUGGUAGUGGUGGUGGAAAUCCGUCCGUCCCUUUCGCAAAGGAGGGAACUCAAGGGGAGGAUGGGGAGGGGAUGGACGUCUCGCGAGCGAACUGGAGUCGAACUGUGGCACAAGUGAGCUGAGAGCGCGGUGGUGGCGACGGGUGAGCGGUGCGGUGUGGCGAGGGGUGUCGGUGAGCCCGGCUCUACGGGGUUAAGCACUUUAAGAGCAGGGGAUGGCGCGCGAGUGUCUCGGUCCCAAGUGUGGAGGCUGCUCAGCCCGCGUUCUCGUCUCGGCUCUCCUCUCUGCGUCUCAACGCGCACGCGGCUCCUUGCCAAUCCACUGCUGGAUGACGGCCUCCCCCUCCUCGCCCCCCCCUCCUCCUCCCCACCACACCGAUUCGCCAUACUUCACCCCAAAAACGAAGAGGAAUCGCGUCAAUAGUUACGGCCCUCUCUGCACGGUGGGACGUAACUCUCUCCGCCCCCUGUAUUUGAAAGCGUUUAGGGUGCGUCUUAUAAUCCCAGAAGUGUUUGCUGGUAACCGGAUUCGUACAAUUACUGGAAUGCGUCUUACUGUCCGAAGGGUCUUAUCGUGCGGGGAAUACGGCAAUGACUCUUACAAUUACGUUCGGGUUAUGUUAAGGAAUCAAUUGGCUUAGCGCUGCAGUAAAAACAACACCAAUUGCGUUCAUCAUCGUUUUAACUCCACUUCAUCGCUAUCACUAUAACGAACGCGUUUUAAUUAUUCAAAGGAAGAUUCUGGCAAAAGUUUGCGAAGCUCUUAAUAUCUUUCAUCUUCUACUGUCUUAAUUAUUAUGGGUAUUGGUUGUAUUGUUAUUGUUGGGGCAAUGCGUGUUGGUUGUUUGGUACUCAGAGUCGAUUCAACGUGAUUUGUGUUUCCAAAUGUCUUCCUAAUCACCAUCGUCAUGAUCAUCAAUGUCUCAGUCAUCAUCGCGAUCAUAAUCAUCUCCAGAAUAUCCGUUGGUUUUAUCAUCAUCACCAUCAUCAUCACCAUCAUCAUCAUCACCACCUCUUCUGUUGGAAUGCUGAUUCAUGUGUUCUUUAAACUGUCGAGAGCAUUGUUUAGUCGUCAUCAGCCAUGAUCAAUCCACUGCUGGACGUGCGCUUACGCAAGCAUCGCCGCCGUCGUUAAGUUGUCACAUUCUUCCCUUUACUGGACAUCACGACUAUGAUAAUUACUACAAAUAGAGGGUGGAGCGGUGGCGCAGUGAUUAGCGCCUCUGCUGCUGCUGCGAAGCACGCGACUUGAGUCCUUAGAAACGGCUGAGAUCAGCGGGGAGAGACAUCCGAACUGAUCCCCGGCGAUGCCUCCGACCCCCGGCGCUCAGCCGGCCGGCACUGACCGGCGGUCGUGAGUUUUGGUGAAUGCCAGGGCUCUGGUCGUCGUGAAGCCGACGAGGCGUCUCGAGGCCCUCGUCCGGCAGUGGAUCGGCCAAGGGACUCGGAGCGAGGAGCCCGAGCGAGCGGUCCUUCUCAGAGCCCCUCUGUCCAUGCGAGGGUCACUCGGCGCAAAUCCAUUUCUCGCGGUGGCCCUCACCAAACCCCUUCCCCCCCUCAUCGUGGAAAUUCCACAUUCGCGUGGCCUGGAGGUUGGGGUUACGGAUAGUCGUGAUUUUUUAGUCUCGCGAUGUCUCACGGCCGCGUUUAGACUUCCCGCAGCGCGGUGCUCGUUUUAUACCGCCCCGCCGUGAUGAUGGGUCGAGGCGACCUCUGUCUGGCUGGCGAGCUCCUCCUGUGGCUGCAGCCGUGACGGCGGCGGUGCGGGUGGCGUUGGACUCGGUUGUAGUUUGUACCACCCCUGUCACCACCCCUGUCACCACCCUUGUCACUACCCCUGUCACCACCCUUGUCACCACCCUUGUCACCACCCCUGUCACCACCCUUGUCACCACCCCUGUCACCACCCUUGUCACCACCCUUGUCACCUCUCUGUCACUCGCCAUCUCACUUCCACGCUCUUCCUCUAUAUCAUCACCGCCACCGUGACCACCGUAAUCGUCAUCAUCACCACCAUUAACACCACCACCGUAAUCGUCAUCAUCAUCACCACCAUUGCCACCAUAAUCACAUCACCAUGAUGAUCAUCACCACCAUCGUUAUUUCACGAUGUUCCAAUGUCCUUGAAUCAACGUUGACUUGAAACUUUGACUUGAAGCUGCCGCGAUUAUAUUCGUUAUAAAAUAAUGCAAACGUAACUUCUCAUUCGCUUGCGAAAGUAUUUUUUUUGUUAAAUCUUCGUCCGCCUCCAUCCUCAUCUUCUUCAUCUUCUUCUUCGCGGUUCCGCGACGCGGGAGCGGCGUCGAACUUCGUCUGAGCCGCAGGAGCCCGGCGGGCUCUGUCCGUGGGGACGCCGAGGCAGUGAGAGAGCUGUGGGUGCGAGGCCGUCGUGUGCGCGUGUGCGUCUGUGUGUGUGCGUCUGUGUGUGUGCGCGUGUGUGUGUGCGCGUCUGUGUG
This is a messenger RNA of Petromyzon marinus (sea lamprey), 3862 nucleotides long. RefSeq names its product transcription factor SOX-14-like. Gene Ontology annotation, cellular component: nucleus. The record is from RefSeq and is a predicted model, not a curated record. Gene Ontology annotation, biological process: brain development; positive regulation of transcription by RNA polymerase II; neuron differentiation. Lineage: Eukaryota; Metazoa; Chordata; Hyperoartia; Petromyzontiformes; Petromyzontidae. Gene Ontology annotation, molecular function: DNA-binding transcription activator activity, RNA polymerase II-specific; RNA polymerase II cis-regulatory region sequence-specific DNA binding.